AUAUCCAAAAUACGGCUCCGCGUUUUUUAUGCAUUGUAACAAUAACCACGUGCUAUACUGGAGUUUUUAAUCAUAAUACAUUAUUACACAUAUUUUCAUUGAAAUAUAAUCUGAACUACAAAAAUAACAAUUGUAUUUUAUAUUUUGUAUAUUUAAUUUAAAAAGGAAAAACAAAAAUGAGUGUUAACAAAGCAAAAUUAUCAAAAAGUAUUUUAGAAAUGAAAUUUAUGAAACGAACGAAAGAAAAAGUAGAGAAACAGCAAUUUCAUGAAGAAGGUGAAGAAUAUUUUGGGAAUGAACUGACGAAACGUAUGAAGAAAGAUUCAGAAAGAUUUAUCAUUGAACCUAGUUAUAUCUUCUGUGAGAAGUUAAUCGAUGGCAGAGUAAGUUUUCAAGGAAUGAAUCCUGAAAUAGAAAAAUUCAUGGAAGAGGAACGAGAUGAUGAACAUACGGAGAUGGAAGAAAAACAAGAAGUAGAUAUUUCAGAUGAGCAAUUGGCAAAAAAUUGGAAAAAUUAUAGGAAACUGACAAAGACUGAACAUAAAUAUGAAAAAUUAUUAAAAAAACAUAAGGAUUAUGAACUAUCACCAAAAAAACCAAAGUUUUUGAAACCACAAUAUUAAUAUUUGAUAAGAAUGAUUUACAUGUGUAUAUAUAUUAAUUUUAAUAGAAAUUUUUAUGUAAAUA
Molecule: messenger RNA, 687 nt
Organism: Bombus impatiens (common eastern bumble bee)
Lineage: Eukaryota; Metazoa; Arthropoda; Insecta; Hymenoptera; Apidae
Gene: Mpp6
Product: M-phase phosphoprotein 6
Exons: 3
Coding region: 177-623 (148 amino acids)
Biological process (GO): maturation of 5.8S rRNA
Source: RefSeq, a predicted model, not a curated record